UCAGUCGUGGCAAGAAAAAUAUAACGUUAGCAUGACACGGUAAACUUAUCAUUGGCAGAUCCGCCGGGGAUAAUUGUUCUGGCAAACUCUUUUUGGGAUAUCAAUGCCGAGAAUAGCGUCCGAGUCAGCUUGUGCAACAUGUCUUGCUCGAAAAGUCAAAUGCGAUGGCCAUGUUCCCGUGUGCAGAAACUGUUUACGAAGACGAAUCACUUGCAAAAGACGUAGCCAUGAGCUUCGAUUUGUCAUUCAUUCAGAUCAGCCGCUCGAUGAGAAUCCAGGACGCAGAAGCCCAACUGUAUCGAACCAAAUUCCAGCAUCGUCUCCUCCUAAAAACGAGUCGGAUGACUGCUCUCAUGAGUGGGCUGCAGAGCUGGCAUCGCAGUCACCAAGUUCCGCUCUCACUAGUCCUGAAAUUGCCAGUCUUUUCCAGCACUACAUCACGGUUCUUGCACCGUGGUAUGACUUGAAUGACUCGCAUAGGCUGUUUGGCACAGUUGUGCCCGAGCGAGCGCUAUGCGUACCGAUCCUUUUCAAAGCCAUUAUUGCAUUCUCUGCAAUGCACUGGUACCGUGUGACUGGGAAACUGCGUUCAAUUGGUCCAGCGUUCCAUACAGCUUGCGGAAGAGAACUUUUGGACGCCAUUGACUCUUUGUCUGGCUCGCAUGGAGAAUAUAUUGCUUCAACGUGUCUCUUGAGAUCCUACGAAAUACUUGAUGGCGACAGCCGUGGCAACCAGCGACAUCUUCUAGGCGCAUACUCGUUUGCAGUCACAGAUGCUACCAUUGACUUGUCUGAGCGUGGCCUCGCGCAAGCAGGAGUAUGGAAUUACCUCCGCGAAGAAAUUACCGUCGGACUCGAGUGCCAGAGACCCGUUCGUAUUUGUACCGACUUUCCAACCUUCAAGCCCGACGGAAGUUAUGACGAUGACGGCAGCGACGAUGACAUGAAGUCUAAUAUCGUCACAUAUAUUCUUGCUCUGGUAAUUAACUACUGCUUUGAGAGAAAUGAUGAAACCACCAAUGUCAAUGAUAGCGGCAGCAGCAAAAACAAUGCUGUCUCUCAAGGGCAAAGAAUUGCAACUUGGCAUAAACUAAAAAGACAUCUCUUCACGUGGGAAAGUUAUUUGCCAGCGAGCUUUCUACCAUUCUCUACUGCACCAAGACCCGGAAACCCAUUUCCAUCAUAUUGGAUUCUCAGUCCUUGGCACGUCGCUGGACUACAAUAUGCAUCUAUUGCCGAGAUCCUGCUGGCAUUAUAUGACCCUACCCACGAUGCGAUGCCUCGAUAUUUCACAAAGUUGGACCAACACACCUUUGAAACUAUACAGGAGCAUACUCUCCGAGUCUGUGGUCUAGCGUAUACGAAUGACGACGCUUCGGCGCGAGUAAAUGCUUUUGGUCCACUAUCAUUCUGCGGCCGCUUCUUACUACAACCUGCUCAGCGCAAGGCUGUCGAGGAGAUGCUGCUAGAGUACAGCAUACCCACUGCGUGGCCGGUGCAUCACAUUAUUCGGGACUUGAAGGAUUAUUGGGAGUUGAUUCACUUGGGCCGUUAAAUUUUCUUAAAUUUAAAAGUUACGACAUGCCGGGCGGUUAAGAUUUCUACGGGCUCGAUUUUGGUUCAUUCCGAAGGUCUUCUUCAGUGAAGGAAAUUUACAAUUCGUGCUCAUACCAAGAGUCCAU
Molecule: messenger RNA, 1682 nt
Organism: Xylona heveae TC161
Lineage: Eukaryota; Fungi; Ascomycota; Xylonomycetes; Xylonales; Xylonaceae
Exons: 7
Coding region: 104-1555 (483 amino acids)
Biological process (GO): positive regulation of transcription by RNA polymerase II
Cellular component (GO): nucleus
Molecular function (GO): zinc ion binding; DNA-binding transcription factor activity, RNA polymerase II-specific; transcription cis-regulatory region binding
Source: RefSeq, a predicted model, not a curated record